AUGGCCGGCUUGUUCAAGCAGAUUCUACCUGGCAAAGAGCUUCUGAUCGGUCGAGAUCGCUCAAAAUGUCAGGUCUUCAUCGACGACCCUUACGUAUCGGCAAAGCAUCUGCGAGUCUACAGCAUCGUCUACGAUGAUAGCGAUGCAACCGAGAUUGAUACGCUCGUUUAUGCUGAAGACUUAUCUCGACACGGCACGUUUUGGAAUGGCUCCUUCAUAGGACGCGGCAAUGGCGGCUUCCUUCUCAGCCCAGGCGACGUGCUCAAGCUCUCUGCCCAUGUCUCUUUUCUCUUCAAGAACAGCGGUGAAGCGAACGAUGUCUCACAAUUUGAUCUAAUUCAGGAGAACGAGAUGCAAAAGUUUCGCGACUCUUAUAUCGUCACCGAUAGACUUCUCGGCUCUGGUGCUUUCGGAAAAGUGUUCAUGGCAAUAGAGCAGGCCACUCGUACUCAGCUGGCGUGCAAGGUCGUGGACCUGCGGCGUCUACGACCGGCCAGUCGCUUCGGUCGCAAAGAAGAACCACUUCCCGCAAACGAGGUGGAUUGUAGCGACCAGCUACGGAAAGUCAAGAAAUGGGCCGAUCAGCAAAAGAGAGAAAAUAAGCUUGAGGAAAAGCUCAAGAUCUAUUAUCGUGAAGCAGAUAUCCUUGCAUCUAUACGACAUCCCAACAUCAUCGGCCUGGAGAAGGUCUUCGUCACAGACAACACGAUCUACAUGUUCGAAGAUCUCGUUACGGGCGGCGACUUGUUUUCAUAUCUCGAGUCGAAGAACAGCAAGCUGUCAGAGGUGGAAGCAGCCGUGAUUAUCCGUCAAAUUGUCGUUGCGCUCUGCUUCUUACACGAGAAGAACAUCGUCCACAGAGACCUCAAGCCAGAUAACAUUCUCAUGACGAGUCUUUCAACUGGCUGUCGGGUGCUCUUGACCGACUUUGGAGCGGCCAGACGGUUAGACGGUCCGCGACAUCGCAUGCUGUCCAUGGCUGGAACUGAUGAAUAUGCUGCCCCUGAGGUGACUGCCAACGGCUCGACCAAAUCGGGCUACACAAAGGCUGUUGAUCUUUGGUCUUUGGGAUGUGUUGCCGCCAUACUGCUGACUGGAGCUUCAGCAUUCACCGACCCCGAGACCAGGCAACACUCGCCGGCCCUCGCCAAGAAGUGUAGUCUGCACUUCCUUCGACAGUCUACCAUAUGGCAGAACGUCCGUCCUCGACCGAAGGACUUUGUCGAAAGGCUGCUCGUGCUGACAGAUGAUGAUCGGAUGACUGCAACACAAGCUCUUGAGCACGGAUGGUUCUCGAAUGAUCUUCAUAAGACAAAUUUUGAAGAGCUCUACCAGCGGGCGAUCAGGCAUUGGCGGCCCCGGCCAACUCGAGCGGACCUUUUCGAGUUCUCUGGGGCUUACGAUGCCCGGAAGGUGGCUCGCACAGAGGGUGUUUUAGCCCCAAGGAAACCACGCAACCAGGGCCCAAGGCCUGGGCAGAUCGUGGAAUCACACUACAAGCCUUUUCCACGGCAGAUGCACACGUCGAUCUGGCCGAGAAGGCGUCCUUCUGCCUCUUACAUCGCGCCGGAAACCAAGGCUGCAAUUGAAGCAAACUGGCCCUUCCCAAUCAGAACGAUCACUGAGAAGAGCGGCGCGGAUCCCCUGUCAGAGGCGAAGUUGAAGCGGCGGUCGUCGUUCCCGUCUGCAGACCCGCAGCCCUUACACUGCACUUCGACGGCACAACAACUCCCGCCUCCGGCCAAUAGGCUGACUAGCAAACUAUCCAGAGUGACAGUGCCUUUGCGCCUUGCCAAACCCAACAGGUUCUCAAGGAGUGCGAUUGAGACUUCAAGUCCAAGAUCCCAUUCACCUUCGCCUACGACCGAAACAGUCGGUUCUCAUGCUCGUGUUCCCAAGCUUAGAAGGCGUUCUAGUCCGGCAGAAGACAGACAAUUACCAGCACUGCUUGCGACACCUUCAAAGAGACGACGAGACUCCGUUUUCGAUCUAGACGAUGAGAAAGAAAACAGGAUGAGCUUGACAGUCUCUGCGCAUAAGCGCUCGCGGCACGAUGAGGACUACGACGAAACCCUGCCUCACCACGUGUCAGCUUUCGCUGAAGGCGAUCUUGAGUAA
Molecule: messenger RNA, 2118 nt
Organism: Cyphellophora europaea CBS 101466
Lineage: Eukaryota; Fungi; Ascomycota; Eurotiomycetes; Chaetothyriales; Cyphellophoraceae
Exons: 5
Coding region: 1-2118 (705 amino acids)
Biological process (GO): protein phosphorylation
Molecular function (GO): protein kinase activity; protein binding; ATP binding
Source: RefSeq, a predicted model, not a curated record